AUGUCGAAUCCCCUGUGCAGGUCGGCCUCUGCCAAUGCCCUGCUUACUCAGGACCAAAUAACAACGUCCUCUUCCAAAGCCAAAGGCAGUAAGUCUCAGGUCAAGCAGGGUUACCCUCGUGGCAAGGAUGCAAUGCGGGCACAGGCCUGGCUCCCACUCCAUUCCAAGGGGGCCAUAUCCCGGGCGACGAAGGCGUCCAUGCAAGCACAGGUGGUUGAGUUACAAAGGAAGAUCCAACUACUAGAGGGUGAUCGGAAGGCCUUUUAUGAAAGUUCCCAAUGGAAUAUCAAGAAAAACCAAGACACCAUCAACCAGCUUCGAGAGGAGAUCAAGGUUCUCCAGAUCAAGCUCACAGACCUGCUCAAGGGAGAUGAGAAAAUGGUCCAGGCGAUCAUUCAGGAGUGGAAGUCAGAGAAGCCAUACUUGAAGAACAGGACUGGCCAGCAAGCCCUGGAGCACCUAGACCACCAGCUGAACGAGAAGGUGAAUCAGCUGAACGAGGCCCGGCACCAGCUGCUGCUGCGGCAGAGGCGGCUGGAGGAGCUCCAGCUGCGCCACAGCCUGCGCCAGCUGGAGAUGGCCUACGCUCAGGACAGCAACACCGAGGUGGCCAAGACGAUGCGGAACCUGGAGAAUCGUCUGGAGAAGGCUCGGAUGAAGGCAGAAGAGGCCCAGCACAUCACCACGGUGUACCUGCAGCUCAAGGCCUAUCUCCAGGAGGAGAGCCUCAACUCGGAGAACCGGCUGGACUUCAUGGAGGCGGAAGUGGUCAAAACCAAACACGAGGUGGAGGAGUUGCACGUGGUGAACCAGGAGGCCCUCAACGCACGCGACAUCGCCAAGCACCAGCUACAGCUCCUGGAGGAGAACGUGAUCCGGGAGCGCAAGAAGCGGGAGCGCCACAUAACCGACUGCAAGAAGCGCGCGGAGGAGAAGAAACUGCAGAACGAGCGCAUGGAGCGCAAGACGCAGCGCGAGCACGUGCUGCUGCAGUCCGAGGACACGCUCCAGGACAGCCUGCGCAACCAGGAGGAGGAGCUGAAGCAGCGCUGGGGCAUGUACCAGAUGGAGGUCAUCUUCGGCAAGGUCAAGGAUGCCACUGGCGUGGCCGAGACCCACUCGGUGGUGCGGCGGUUCCUGGCCCAGGGUGAGACUUUUGACCAGUUGGAGACGCUCAAGAAGGACAACGAGGUGGAUUUAGUGAAGCUGAAGCAAGAGAAGCAGCAGCUACAGCAGGAGCUCGAAGGCCUCAAGUACUCUGGGGAUGCCAAGCUGGUGAGUCAGCAGAAGUUGCAUUCAGAGAUGCUGGAAAACCUCAAGAACGAGGAGCAACGGCAAACAGGGGUACAGGAGCAGCUGGACAACACCCUGCGAACCAUACAAAUUGCCAAAGACAGCCUCCAGCACCUGGCGGGCAAGCUGAACCACAUUGCUUUGGAGGACAGCCGGUUCUCCGGAGUGGUGUUGGACCCCAACUCUGGUGACUACCUGCCGAACCUGCUGGGCCUCGUUGAGGAGAAGCUGCUGAAACUGCAGGGCCAGCUGGAGAUCCACGUGGUGUCCGAGAUGUUGCGACACAUCGGCGAUCGCGAGUUCCUGGCCAGCUUGGAAGGAAAGCUGCCCCAGUACAACACCCGCAUCCCUCUGCCCCUGACGCGCCCCAAGGACAAGUACUUCGACGAAGAGGAGAGUGAGGACGACGACAACGAGGUGGUGUCCCGCGCCAUGCUCAAGAUUCGCUCCCAGAAAUUAAUCGAAACCCGAAGCAAGAAGCGCAGCCGGCUGCGGAAAUAGACGCCUGGAACCCUCGCCCACCCGGCGGCCCCAGGCGCCCCCCUCCGCUCGUCCCCGC
Molecule: messenger RNA, 1852 nt
Organism: Dipodomys ordii (Ord's kangaroo rat)
Lineage: Eukaryota; Metazoa; Chordata; Mammalia; Rodentia; Heteromyidae
Gene: Odad3
Product: coiled-coil domain containing 151
Exons: 13
Coding region: 1-1794 (597 amino acids)
Biological process (GO): outer dynein arm assembly; cilium movement
Cellular component (GO): cilium
Source: RefSeq, a predicted model, not a curated record